AAAUAUAGAGCUGUGACAUGAUAGAGACGAUCCGCAAAUGUGAGUGAAUCACGGAAAGACGACAGCUAGCGUAACAAUUACAAUCAUCAAUAGCAAAACAGAACAACAAAAAGGAAGACAUUCUUACAUACUACAACAUUCGUUCUUCAUACAUAAAUAUUAAAUUCCUCUAAACAAAGGUUGUUGUGGGUAAAUAACAACAAUACUUACUUUGAAUAAAAAAAAUAGCAACACGCACUUUAAGAUAAAAAAUAAAAUCAAAUACGAAAUGUUACACAUUAAAUAAUUGCUAAAAGAACGAAAAUAAUCAACAACAUUUGAAAUGCUAAAACGCACCAAAUCAAAUCGUUCUCAAAGAACGAGCAGAAGGCCCUCUUCGCACGGUGGCAAUAGUGGUAAAUUAGGGCCACAGCACCAGCCGACACGUUUGGAGUUGGUCGAUGAUAAAAGAUGUAGUGAUGAUGAUUCUUCACAAUCUUCCGUAACGGGGGCACCAGUAUUUGCUUCUGUCCAUAAGCCCAGACAUGUGGGCAUAAAACGAAAUGAAAAUAACACUGCUGCAGCCACCAACGCUCCUUCCACCAACACAACAAACAACGGAACUACAGCAGCCAUCAUCAUGCAGACAGGGAAUAAUGCAAUGCCAAUGCAAAGGCCAAGUUAUCAACAAUAUCAGCAGCAAAGAAGAAUACAAUUUCAACAGCAGCAGCAGCAACAACAAUUGCAAAAACAAAUGCAACUACAACAGCCAUAUCAAGUUGUAAAUGUUAGCAACGUACAAAUGAGUGCACAGCAACAUCAACAGCAAAAAUUACAAAAACUUAAAGGGUCAACAUAUGAAUUGCAUUUUCAGCAACAACAACAACCAUUGCAGCACCCUCAACAGCAGCAACAUCAACAACAGCAGGGAGUAAAUCACAUACAGUAUUUGCCAGCUGGAACUGCAAACACGAAUUUUGCUUCUAAUCGUUCAAGUAUUGGUCAGAUACAACAACCACAACAUUCAAACAAGACCCGCAUACCAAUACAACAUCAAAAGAUGACACCACCACAUCAACAACAACAACAUCAGCACCAACAGCUACACCAGCAACAUCAACAGCAAGCAACAUUCAAUCAGAUUUCCAAAAAUGCCACUAAUCUAUUGAAUGAUAUUUACGAACGUAACUUGUUGAGUCACACAACAUUUCAGGAAACUGAGCAAUAUCAACAUCAGCAACAACAACAGCAUCAACAACAACACCUACAAUUUGCCACCCAUCAACAGCAGCAUUUACAGCAGAAAACCCUGAAUAGAGCUCAAAUACCUUUGACCAGCAAUUUACAAAACUCUGGACAAAUUUGGUUGCAUAAGAAUCCCAAACCUCAAAUACAUGCCAUGAAAUUACCUACACCACCUGCCCAAACAACAGCAAUACAACAACAACCUCAACAGCAACAAGCAGCUGUAACAUACCAACUUUCCGAUUCCUAUGUGGAUCCUGUGGAUACCAAAAAACAUUUCCUAUUCGAUGCCCACAAUCAUCAGCCUCCACCACCACCGGCUCCACUAAAUCAUGUAUAUGAAACUAUUAAGGAAAGACCACCCAUGCCGCCACCACCUCCAGAACGCAAUCAAACUAUUAAUAAUCCACCUCCAUUACCGCCUUCUAGACUUUUAAAAAAGAAACUGAUGGCAGCGGCGGCCAAUAAUCAGGGUACCAUUUCCAAGACCCACAAAUCACAUAAGAAAUCGGCUCAUGAUAAGGACUUGGAAAGGAAAACCCAUAACAGUAAAAUGUUGCACAUACAACCGCCAGCCUAUGUAGCCCCACCACCACUAUUAGCCAAUGGGGGAAACAAAGCACCCAACCAAUAUCCAUAUAGUUUACAACAAAGAACCAAAGCGGAUGGAGAGCAUAGAAGUAUAUUGUAUCAGCAGUUAAGGGAACAAAAUCAAAAACAACAGCAGCAACAACAACAAAAUAAAACUCUCACUCCUCAUGAAGUUAAUGAAAAAGUGCAACAACAGCCAUCAGGUAGUAGUAGUUGCAUAAACAAACAUGUUGUCCUUAAACAGCAACAGCAUCCGCAGCACUCACAACAACAACAAAGCACGCGUGAACAUCCUUUAGGUGCUCAUGAUGAAAAUCUCAUGCAAGUUACCCCCCUACCAACACAAAAUACCAACAAUAACAACUGCAACAAUACUCGUACUCCCACUGCCACUUCCACUGUCAGCCAGGAGAUGAUGAUGAAUAUUACAUUGGAUGAACAUGAUGCCCCACUUUCGGUUGAGCAUACUUUACAACAAGCCGGCUUAUUGCCACAGCCCUCAUCCUCUUCAGCUGCUACUCAGAGUGGCAGUAACAACAACACUAUCAGCAGCAACAUCAACAGCAAUAAUAAUCGCAACAAUAGACCUUCCGCCUUGCCUAUCGUAUUCGAGGAGGAUACCGGAGAGUUCCAGGAUGUUUUAGUGCUUGAACAUGAUGGCACAGCCAAGUUGCCAUAUCGUCAUGGUAAAAAAAUUGAAGUCAGUCUUGAAACGGCACAGGCUAUGGCAGCGGCUGCCUAUUAUGCCAGAGCGGCACAAAAACUUGCACAAAGUACAUCAACAAAAUCAUCAGCACGCACCAACGAUAUGACAAAUACUUCCGCACGCAAUGGUGGCUUUUGUGGUGCCUUACAGCGGGCGCCACCGCCCAUGCCGCCCGGACUAGCGCGACGUUUAGCCAACAAAGAAAAUUAUGGUAUUGGCAAGGUUAAAGUGAUGUUAAGAGUUGCUGAUACUCAUAACGAUUUAGAGCAGCCCCAUUUCAUGACUGUGGAUAAGAAAAAGCGACAAGUGACUUUAACAGAUCCUGCAGCUGCCUGCAAUGUGGCGGCUUCCACAUCCCAGGAAAGAGGACCCAUGGUGGCGGCUCCCAAAAUGUUUGCCUUUGAUAGUUUAUUUGCGGCAGAAGAUCAACAGUCUGAUGUUUGUGCAUCUGCCUUGUCUGAAGUAAUCCCUGCCGUUUUAGAAGGUUCCGAUGGCUGUCUGCUUACCAUUGGUUAUCCCAGUUCCGGUCAGUCGAAGACAAUGUUGGGCGGUGUUAAUCCUCCCACUGAAUUAGGUGCCAUUCCCUGUGCCAUUUCUUGGUUGUAUAAGGGCAUUAACGAUCGUCGCCAAAAGAGUGGUGCACGUUUUUCGGUGCGUGUUAGUGCUUUGGGCGUGAGUGCCACAAAACCAGAUUCAACGUCAAAAGAUUUGUUAGCAGCUCAUGCAACGGACUCUGAUGACUCUCCAGGGGUUUAUUUGCGUGACGAUUUUCUGGGUGGCCCUACGGAGUUGCGUGCCCCCACCGCUGAACGUGCUGCCUUGUUCCUAGAUGCUGCUUUAGCUGGAAGACCACAAGGUGGUCUUGAGCCUGCCAUGAUAUUUACCCUGCAUGUCUAUCAAUACAGUUUAUCACGCAAGGGUGGAGUGGCUGGUGGCAGAAGUCGUUUGCAUCUUAUCGAUUUGGGUGGCUGUGCCAAUCGUAGUGGUGGUCUUCCUUUAUCCGGCAUUGGUAACAUUUUGCUGGCCAUAUUAAGUGGUCAACGUCAUCCACCCAAUAAAGACCAUCCAUUGACGCCACUAUUGAAAGACUGUCUAGCACCGUUGACAUGUCAUGUCGCCAUAAUGGCUCAUGUUAUGCACACCCAGUCGCAUACGGAUGCCUUAACGACCAUACAAUUAGCCUCACGUAUUCAUCGCAUGCGAAGGCGAAAGCAUCGUUUUCCUAUGGGUGGUGAUAAAUCAGGAGUGGGUGGUUUGGCAAAUGGCAUGAAUGCUGGUCAUCAAUCUACUGGCUCAUCUGCUGGUUCAGGUGCUGACCCUUCUAGUUCAGAGCUGUCGGCAGACACAGUCAUUUAUAUGGGACCUAGUGAUGAUGCCACGGAUGGUGAACAUCCUCCUGUCUAUUUGCCAUCCUUAAGUUGUGGCGACCAGCGUGGUGUGAUGAGUAAGGCUUUGAAAGGCAGUGGAGUGGAAAAACAACAACCCAGUCCUUCUAAAAUACCUGGUUCGGCCAAAAAGGUGGUGGCCCAAAAGACACCACAAAGUCCUGUAGUGGGUGCUGGUCGUACUGGUAGUUUAAAACGCACAAAUCAUGCUAAUAGUCCAACGCAUCAAAACAAUGUGGUGAACAGUAGUACUCAGCCUAUAUGUGAACAACCUCAAUUUUAUUCUCCAGUGCACAGUGUGAAAACUUUACCAAAUUCUGCCUCAUCACCCAAAAUAGUAGCGGGUGCUUUAAGACAUCCUGGUAUGACCAUGAUGUGUAAUAAAGCCUCUAAUGUUCCUUCGCCCAAAGGGUCUCCUCUAAGAAGACCGGGAGUAGGUGGGGUUGCAGCAGCCCCCAAUGAAGCUGGCGAGUGUCCGGGCAGUCCUAUGCGUAAAAUCACCGAAGAACAGUGGAUUGAUGGUCCUCGUGUAUCGCGAGCUAAAGUGGCCGAAGCCAGACAUCUACUGCGUGAAGUUAAUCAUGUGAAACAGUGUGAAACCUGGAUAGAUGGUCCCAAAUCCCAAUCCAGCCGUUCUCUUACAGCUGGCAAUCUUCCUAUGGCUGCUUCCCAAGUACAGGGUUAUGGUUUUAUGGAUUCCCAUAAAAAGUCUAUGAUACGACAAUGGGUGGAGUAUCAAACGUCUCAAGUCUUCCAAACCGCCUCGGCUGGUUCUUCACCUACACACACGCACAGAGAACAACAGGCUCAGCAUUUACGCAACAUUACCUACCACAUGUCACAACUCAAACAAAAGUCUCUCGAUAAUCCCGAGGAUAUUUAUGCCACCAGCACCAGACAACAACAACCCCCAACUGGAGAUCAGCAUUCGUUGCGCAGCAGUCAACUGGAAUUGGUUAAUCCCAUUGGGCCUGGACUCAUUAACAAUAUGGACACCACAAACGCUUCCGCUCCCGCUGAAAUAAGAGAAGCUCAUCAUUAUCGUCAAAAUUCCGGCCAUUCUCAAGCACCUCUAAGCUCACAUUUACCGCAUAACGAGACCUAUAUCAAUGAAGAGACUGAUUUACAUUCAAUACAUUCGCACGCCAACAAUCUGUAUGGCUCGCUGGGUCAUCAUCAUGUCCCACACAUACCCACUGCAUCGGCUUCCGACACCAAUCUACCCUGUGAUCGACAAGGUGAUUGCGAUGAAGAUCAAGAUAGUGGUCCUUCGGAAGUUCCUCCCGCUUUACCUUUAAUAGAGCCUUUGGGUUCGCGGGAAAUCUCUCACGAGAGUUUGCAUCGCAUAUUAUCGCGUCAUGUGUCGCGUGAGUCUCUUUAUCAGCAGCAACAGCAUGAAAUCAGACGACAGGAAGAACAGCUGGUGCAUCGUCAACUGUCGAGACAAUCUUCGCAUCAUUACUCACAACAAAGUAUGCAGAUGUCGGAUUGUGGUAUGCAGGUGACGGAAGAGGAGAUUGCUCGGACCAUGGGUGUUGGAGAACAUCCUUUGGCUGCUUUGAGUCAUGUGGAAAAUAUGUCCAUUGUUUCGAGUUUCAAUAUGGCUGGCGAUGCGUUUAGUGAUUGCGCCAUGGGUGAAAGAACGAGGAACCAAUUUGACCAAUUAGCGCGUCUACGUGAGAUAUUUACCUCACAGCUAGCCAUGGCCGAAGUAACACCAGUCUUUCGCAGCGGUUGUGAUGUGGGCAGCGUUUACAGUGAACCAGCCUAUCGUUUUAACACUGGACCAGGCAGUGUGUGCAGUGAACCUCCUUAUCGGUCACCAAGUCCAAGACAGCCCUCUCGAAGUCCCAGUCAAGGCAGUCUACCCAGCCUAAAUGGCAUUAUGCAAAUAGCGGGCAUGGAACAGUAUGCUUCCUUACGUCAUCCAGAUGGCGCCUCUGAUCCCAAUUUACCGAAAGUGGAAAAACCUUUUGUUUUGGAACAUGAAGACAUCUGUGAGGUGGACGAAAAGUCAGCCUUACUCUCACCCUCCAAGCGAUCGUCGUUGGAAAACGAAGAAGAACAUGAUGAUGUUGUACUCGUACAACUAAACACCUCUCUACCCAUAACCAAUCAAUCCCAAUUACCUCUAUUACCCCUAAAUACCUCAUCGGAAGCCUAUGACAGUGGUCAUGACUCUUCCACGCCCCGCACAUCAAAGCAUUCGGGCAUAUCAAGAAGAGCGGAAAGUGGCUACCAUAGUGUGGCAACGGCCAGAGAUAGUGAUGAGAGUAGCUUUACUUCCGGUCUAUCUAAAGAGCAUCACAAUCGUAUAACGGUGAAGAAGAAACGACAGGAUAAAGGUUUGUGUACUUGGCUAAUAAAUCCAUUCACUUGUACUUAUCCAGAGACUGAGGGAGAAAUAAGCGAUUUUUAAAUUUGUGUUGAAAUGAAA
Molecule: messenger RNA, 6343 nt
Organism: Calliphora vicina (urban bluebottle blowfly)
Lineage: Eukaryota; Metazoa; Arthropoda; Insecta; Diptera; Calliphoridae
Product: kinesin-like protein CG14535
Exons: 14
Coding region: 323-6325 (2000 amino acids)
Biological process (GO): microtubule-based movement
Molecular function (GO): ATP binding; microtubule motor activity; microtubule binding
Source: RefSeq, a predicted model, not a curated record